UCAAAGAAAGAACAGGUUUUUUAAUUUCAAUCCAUACGAACUGAAUAGGGUUUAAAAUCGUUUGAUUAUAGUCCUUAAUCUUUAUUGACUUGGAGCAACUGGACAAACAGAAGGAGGAUAAAAAUCGGACCUUUUCUUCUGUCUUAUUUCUCUCCGUGUCUAAAUUCCUGGCUGCGUUGAAACCCUAGCUUUAGCUGGAUUGCAGGUUUGAGCAGAAAAUUCAGCUUCGACGGGAUUAUACUUGUUCUUCAUCUUAGGAGCUGGGUAAAGGACUAGAGACUAGGUGCUAGCUAGUACAAGUAGUCAUCGAGUUCGCAGCAGACGAGAUUGCAUCAUUGAACUAGUUUCUUAUUUCCUUAGGGUGAAUCGGGCACUGAGAGCUGUUUAGUAGACGUUUGGAUGCGUAUGGUGUAGACGAGAUAGAAGACUAGCUGAAGAAUGGAAGGAGACGAGCGUCAGUUAGUUUUGGCGUGUGUAAUUUCUGGAACCCUUUUCUCUCUUCUGGGUUCAGCUUCCUUUACCAUUCUUUGGAAAGUAGAUUGGCGACCUUGGAGGAUUUACAGUUGGAUAUUUGCUCGAAAAUGGCCGGUUUUCUUGCAAGGGCCUCAGCUGGGAUUGUUAUGCGGUUUCUUGUCAUUAUCGGCGUGGACAGUUGUUAUUUCUCCAAUCAUUAUGCUUAUUAUUUGGGGAUCUUGGUUGAUUGUGAUUUUGGGACGAGAUAUAUUUGGUUUGGCUAUUAUAAUGGCUGGAACUGCUCUUCUUUUGGCAUUUUAUUCAAUUAUGCUUUGGUGGAGAACACGGUGGCAAAGCUCAAGGGCUGUUGCUGUUCUUCUUCUUCUGGCUGUUGCACUUCUCUGUGCCUAUGAACUUUGUGCCGUUUAUGUUACAGUAGGUAGACAUACAUCAGAACACUAUUCACCCUCAGGUCUUUUCUUUGGCGUAUCAGCAAUUGCACUUGCAAUAAAUAUGCUUUUCAUUUGCAGGAUGGUUUUUAAUGGAAAUGGCUUAGAUGUGGAUGAAUAUGUCAGAAGAGCAUACAAAUAUGCAUAUUCUGAUUAUGUUGAAGCAGGGCCAGUUGCAUGCGCACCUGAACCUCCAGAUCCUCAUGAAUUGUAUCCUCAGCAAUCCCGAAGGGCUUUGCAUCUUGGGCUUCUCUACCUUGGAUCACUUUUGGUUCUCCUGGGGUACUCCAUAUUAUAUGGUUUGACAGCAAAGGAAUCCCGUUGGCUUGGGGCUAUUACUUCUGUUGCCGUCAUUGUUCUUGAUUGGAACAUGGGCGCAUGCUUAUAUGGGUUUCAGAUCCUAGAUAGUCGCGUUACAGCACUUUUUGUAGCCGGUGCUUCCAGAGUAUUCUUGAUUCUCUUUGGGGUUCAUUACUGGUACCUUGGACAUUGUGUUAGUUAUGCCAUUGUUGCGUCAGUGCUUUUGUGUGCGGCUGUUUCCCGUCAUUUAUCAGUAACAAACCCAUUAGCAGCACGCAGGGAUGCUUUGCAGAGUACAGUGAUUCGUUUAAGAGAGGGUUUUCGUAAGAAAGAGCAAAAUACUUCAUCUAGUUCUUCUGAAGGUGGUGGGUCAGAUGUUAAACAUAGUAGUAGUGUGGAGGCGUGCCAUCUUGGCAAUGAUGCAACUCGGUAUACUAGUGAUGGUAAUAGCUGGAACAAUGUUAAACAUAGUAGUAGUGUGGAGGCGUGCCAUCUUGGCAAUGAUGCAACUCGGUAUACUAGUGAUGGUAAUAGCUGGAACAAUGUUAAACAUAGUAGUAGUGUGGAGGCGUGCCAUCUUGGCAAUGAUGCAACUCGGUAUACUAGUGAUGGUAAUAGCUGGAACAAUGUUGACGGAGUCAACAGUGAUAAAAGUUUGGAUAGUGAGAGGCCAAGUAUAGCAUUGAGAAGCAGCUCCUGUCGUUCAGUUGCUCAAGAAGCUGAAAUAAGCUCUUCCUAUGUUGAUAGAAAUUUUGAUCAGAAUGGUUCUUUGGUACUUUGUUCCAGUAGUGGUCUUGAAAGUGAAGGAUGUGAGUCAAGUGCAUCGAUGUCUGCAAAUCAACAAUUUUUAGAUUUAAAUCUGGCCCAUGCAUUCCAGGAAAAGUUAAAUGACCCUAGGAUUACAUCCAUGUUAAGAAAGAGAUCAAGACAUGGCGACAUUGAACUCACUAGCCUAUUGCAGGAUAAAGGCUUGGAUCCUAAUUUUGCCGUGAUGUUGAAGGAAAAUGGGUUGGACCCAACUAUUCUGGCAUUGCUACAGCGGAGCAGCUUAGAUGCAGACAGAGAUCAUAGGGACAAUACUGAAACAGAAACGGCUAUUGUUGAAUCCGCAAGUGUAGACAAUGCAUUGCCCCAACAACUUUCUUUGUCGGAAGAACUUAGGCUGAAGGGGAUGGAAAAAUGGCUUCAAAUGUGCAGGCUUUUUGUUCACCACAUAGCGGGCACUCCAAAGAGAACGUGGGUGCUCUUUAGUCUGGUUUUCAUUGUUGAGACUAUCAUGGUGGCCAUUUUCCGUCCAAAGACUAUAACAGUCAUAAAUACCACCCAUCAACAAUUUGAGUUUGGCUUGGCAGUGCUGUUACUCUCUCUUGUUUUCUGUUCCAUCAUGGCCUUCCUUCAGACCCUUCGAACUGAAGAAAUGUCCAUAAGUUCAAAACCUCGCAAGUAUGGCUUUGUUGCUUGGCUGCUGAGCACUUGUGUUGGUCUGCUGCUUUCCUUUUCGAGCAAGUCAUCAGUUAUGCUAGGCUUGUCUUUGACUCUCCCUCUUAUGGUGGUAUGCUUGUCGUUUGCCAUUCCAAUAUGGAUUCGCAAGGGCUACCAGUUUUCAGUAUCAAGGGUUGAUGACGCAAAUCGAGGAGGAGUCCAUCAGACUUCUGGGGUUAAGGAGACUGUAGUUCUUUUCAUCUGCAUAUCUGUUUUUGCUGGAUCUGUACUUGCACUUGGUGCAAUAGUAUCUGCCAAACCUUUGGAUUCUUUGCAUUACAAGGGAUGGACUGGUGUAAUCGGUGCUGCUACUUCUCCAUAUGCAUCUUCAAUCUAUCUAGGCUGGGUCAUGGCUGCUACAAUUACCUUAGCAGUUACUGGAGCGUUACCUGUUGUCUCUUGGUUUGCUACUUACCGUUUCUCCAUCUCUUCUGCGAUAUGCAUUGCUACAUUUGCAGUUGUCCUAGUGGCAUUUUGUGGUGCAUCAUACUUGGAGAUUGUCAACUCUAGGAAUGACAAUGCACCAACCAAAACUGAUUUUCUUGCUUCAUUUCUCCCUUUGGUUUGCAUACCAGCAGUUUUAUCACUUGGUUCUGGCUUGCUUAAAUGGAAAGAUGAUAACUGGAAACUUUCCCGUGGUGUUUACGUGUUUGUCACUGUGGGCAUUCUUCUUCUGCUGGGAGCAAUAUCAGCUGUAAUUGUCAUUGUUGAACCUUGGACGGUUGGGGCUGCUUUCCUGUUAGUUAUUCUGCUUAUUGUUCUGGCUAUUGGUGUCAUACACUGCUGGGCGUCAAACAACUUCUAUUUGACCAGAAUGCAGACGUUCUUUGUCUGUUUCCUCUCUUUUCUUUUGGGCUUGGCAGCAUUUGUAAUUGGACGGAUUGAAGGGAGAGCUUUUGUUGGAGCAUCUGUUGGAUAUUUUGCGUUUCUCUUUCUUCUGGCCGGAAGGGCUUUGACUGUACUUCUCUCACCUCCCAUAGUUGUCUAUUCACCAAGGGUGCUGCCUGUUUAUGUUUACGACACUCACGCAGAUUGUGGUAAAAACGUCAGCGGAGCAUUUCUGGUGCUUUAUGGGGUUGCAUUAGCAACUGAAGGAUGGGGUGUUGUUGCCAGUUUGAUUAUAUAUCCACCAUUUGCUGGUGCUGCUGUAUCAGCUAUUACACUUGUUGUUGCCUUCGGAUUUGCUGUCUCUCGCCCCUGUCUAACUUUGAAGAUGAUGGAAGAUGCUGUGCACUACCUUAGUAAAGAAACCAUGUUGCAAGCUAUCACAAGAUCUGCCACUAAGACAAGAAAUGCUAUAUCCGGAACUUGUUCUGCACCACAGAGAUCUGCUAGUUCAGCUGCUCUUUUGGUUGGAGAUCCCACUGCCAUGUGUGAUAGGGCUGGGAAGUUUAUACUUCCUAGGGCUGAUGUCAUGAAACUAAGAGAUCGUUUAAGAAAUGAAGAACUGGCAGCUGGAUCACUUAUUCAUAGAAUAAGGGAUAUCCGAAUUCUACGUCAAGAUACUGCGUGUGAUCUGGGACACAGAAGGGAGAUGUGUGCUCAUGCAAGAAUUCUAGCUUUGGAGGAGGCAAUCGAUACAGAAUGGGUGUAUAUGUGGGAUAAGUUUGGUGGUUACCUACUUCUUUUACUUGGUUUGACUGCUAAAGCAGAACGUAUACAGGAUGAGGUCCGCUUGAGACUGUUCCUAGAUAGCAUAGGUUUUUCAGAUCUAAGUGCAAAGAAGAUCAAGAAAUGGAUGCCAGAAGACCGUAGACAAUUUGAAAUGAUUCAGGAAAGCUAUUUACGAGAGAGGGAGAUGGAAGAAGAAAUGUUGAUGCAGAGGCGAGAAGAGGAGGGUAGGGGAAAAGAAAGAAGAAAGGCUCUCUUGGAAAGAGAAGAACGGAAAUGGAAGGAAAUGGAAGCCUCUUUACUAUCUUCCAUUCCAAAUGUUGGUGGUAGGGAAGCAGUUGCUAUGGCAGCAGCAGUACGUGCUGUUGGGGGUGAUUCAGUUUUGGAUGAUACCUUAGCACGCGAAAGAAUUUCGAGCAUUGCACGAAGAAUACGAGCAUCUCAAUUAUCUCAGCGCGCCGUCCAGACUGGAAUUUCUGGCACCGUUUGUAUUCUCGAUGAUGAGCCAACGAGUGGUAAACACUAUGGGCUAAUUGAUCCUAGUAUAUGUGGUAGUCAGAAGGUUAGCUUCUCUGCUGGGGUGAUAGUACAACCAGAAUCUGGCCCACUUUGUCUUUUCGGUACAGAAUUUCAGAAGAAGGUUUGCUUGGAAGUCCUUGUGGCUGGUUCAGAACAAGGUAUCGAGUCUGGGCAAGUUGGGAUAAGACUAAUCACUAAAGGUGAGAGACAAUCUACAAUAGCCAGGGAGUGGAGUAUUGGUGCGACAAGUAUUGCCGAUGGAAGGUGGCAUAUUGUGACGGUAACCCUUGAUGCUAACUUGGGGGAAGCCACCUGCUAUCUAGAUGGUGGCUUUGAUGGCUACCAGGGAGGCUUACCACUGAAUGUGGAUGGUGGAAUUUGGGAAGAGGGGACAGAUGCUUGGAUUGGCAUUAGACCGCCUACAGAUAUUGAAGCUUUUGGCAGGUCAGAUAGCGAAGGUUCUGAAUGCAAAGUUCAUAUGAUGGAUGUCUUCCUUUGGGGAAGAUGUUUGAAUGAAGAUGAAGUUUGUUCGCUUUUCACUUCCACUGGUACUGCUGAAUACAGCAUGAUUGAUCUCCAAGAAGAUAAUUGGCUAUGGGCGGAAUCUCCUUCUAGGGUUGAUGAGUGGGACGCUGAUCCUGCUGACGUGGAUCUUUAUGAUAGGGAUGAUGUAGAUUGGGAUGGGCAAUAUUCAAGUGGGAGAAGACGAAGAUCUGAACGUGAAGGGGUGGUGUUAGAUGUGGAUUCUUUUACUAGGCGGUUGAGGAAACCUAGGGUAGAAACUCAAGAAGAAGUUAAUCAGAGGAUGUUGUCUGUUGAAUUGGCUGUUAAAGAAGCACUUGCUGCACGAGGAGAGGCUCAUUUCACUGACCAGGAAUUCCCUCCAAACGACCGAUCACUGUUUGUCGAUCCGGACCACCCCCCUCCUAGGUUACAGGUUGUCUCCGAGUGGAUGAGGCCAAAAGAAAUGGUGGAAAAGAACCAGUUGAAUGCAGCUCCAUGCUUAUUUUCUGGUCCGCCUAAUGCUUCUGAUGUUUGUCAGGGACAAUUGGGUAAUUGCUGGUUUCUGAGUGCUGUUGCUGUUUUAACAGAGGAUUCACGAGUAUCAGAUGUCAUAAUUACUCCUCAGUACAAUGACGAAGGGAUCUAUACUGUUCGCUUUUGUAUCCAGGGAGAGUGGGUUCCUGUUGUAGUAGAUGACUGGAUUCCAUGUGAAUCACCCGGGAAACCUGCAUUUGCAACGAGUAAAAAAGGAAACGACUUGUGGGUAUCUUUAUUGGAGAAGGCAUAUGCGAAACUGCAUGGCUCCUAUGAAGCACUUGAAGGUGGGCUUGUCCAAGAUGCUCUUGUGGAUCUCACAGGCGGUGCAGGGGAGGAGAUUGACAUGAGAACCUCCCAAGCUCAGAUUGAUCUUGCAAGUGGCAGAUUAUGGGCUCAGUUGUUACGUUUCAAGCAAGAUGGCUUUCUUCUUGGUGCUGGAAGUCCUUCAGGGUCAGAUGUUCAUGUUUUUUCCAGUGGAAUUGUUCAAGGGCAUGCCUAUUCUUUAUUGCAGGUGAGGGAAGUAGAUGGGCAUAAACUAGUUCAAGUUAGAAAUCCAUGGGCUAAUGAAGUUGAAUGGAACGGCCCAUGGUCCGAUUCAUCGUCAGACUGGACUGACAGAAUGCGACAUAAACUUAAGCAUGUUUCACUGUCAAAGGAGGGUAUAUUCUGGAUGUCCUGGCAAGAUUUCCAAAUCCAUUUCCGAUCGAUAUACGUUUGUCGUGUCUACCCUCCGGAGAUGCGUUACUCAAUCCACGACCAAUGGAGAGGAUUCAAUGCGGGUGGCUGCCAAGAUUAUGAGACAUGGAAUCAAAACCCACAGUUCAGAUUAAGAGCCAACGGUCAAGAUGCUUCAUAUCCUAUGCAUGUGUUCAUCACUCUCACUCAAGGCGUGAGUUUCUCAAGAACUGCUGCCGGUUUUAGAAAUUACCAAUCUAGCCAUGAUGCGAUGAUGUUCCAUAUCGGGCUGAGGAUUCUCAAGACCCGUGGCCGACGUGCUGCUUACAAUAUAUAUAUGCAUGAAGCAGUUGGUGGAACGGAUUAUGUAAAUUCUCGAGAAAUAUCUUGUGAAAUGGUUUUGGAUCCUGAUCCAAAGGGUUAUACUAUAGUGCCUACUACUCUUCACCCAGGAGAAGAAGCGCCUUUUGUUCUUAACGUCUUCACAAAGGCAUCAAUCACAUUGGAAGCUUUAUAGUACAUAACCCGAGUCCCAUCAGUUAGUUUGUUUCUUUGUCCCCAGACAGAAUAUGCAGAACUGCACUUGCCAACUAGAUGAACCUGGCUUGACUGAGCAAAAUCAUGGGAGGAGAACAAAUGAACUGAUUGUCGGAGGCAGUUAUAUACUUUACAUUCCUUUGAUAACUGUGAAUAUUGUAUCUAGAUUUGAAAUGAUGGAUACAGAAGGGAAGCUUGUUUCAGAUAAUCUGGAGGGUGAGUUAAUUUGGUUUGCUGAUAGAUUGAAGGAAGAAGGGAUCUGUGGGAGCUAAUCAGUACUGACUACUAAACAUCAGUAGAUAUAAGAAUUUUAGGAUAUCAUCUUGUAAAUGACAACAGACAAAUUGGAAAAAAAAAAAAAAAAGAGGAAGAAGAAGAGAUAGUUAGUUAUAUUUGACUUUGUCCAAGGGAAAUAUUUAUAUUUAUAGGGAACAAGCAGUGAGCUGAAAUUGAAUUUAAGGUUUCACUUGCAGUUUUGAGACAA
Impatiens glandulifera is the source of this 7551-nucleotide messenger RNA. Its product is annotated as calpain-type cysteine protease DEK1-like. NCBI's taxonomy places the organism in Eukaryota, Viridiplantae, Streptophyta, Magnoliopsida, Ericales, Balsaminaceae. Gene Ontology annotation, molecular function: calcium-dependent cysteine-type endopeptidase activity. The transcript is spliced from 31 exons. Bases 439 to 7047 code for a protein of 2202 amino acids. Gene Ontology annotation, biological process: proteolysis. The record is from RefSeq and is a predicted model, not a curated record. Gene Ontology annotation, cellular component: cytoplasm.